Molecule: messenger RNA, 543 nt
Organism: Andrographis paniculata
Lineage: Eukaryota; Viridiplantae; Streptophyta; Magnoliopsida; Lamiales; Acanthaceae
Product: non-specific lipid-transfer protein C, cotyledon-specific isoform-like
Exons: 2
Coding region: 1-354 (117 amino acids)
Biological process (GO): lipid transport
Cellular component (GO): membrane
Molecular function (GO): lipid binding
Source: RefSeq, a predicted model, not a curated record
AUGAGGAGCAUUUUCUUCUCCUUGAUUGUCGUCGUCGGUUUCCUUUACUGCUUUGCUCAGCUGAGCAAUGCAGCCAUACCAUGUAGCACAGUGGACAUGAAGGCUGCGUCAUGCAUCAAUUACGCGACCGGGAAGGAAGCAACUCCUUCGAAACCGUGCUGCCUCGGGCUGCAACAGCUUGCUCAGAGCGUGAAGGCGGUAGACGACAAGAAAGCCAUCUGCAGGUGCCUUAAACAAGGAGUCAAGAACUUCGCCGGAGUGCAGGACAGGUACCUGAGCAAGAUUCCUACUGCUUGCAACAUCAAAGUUGGCUUCCCUGUUUCCCUCAACACAGACUGUGAGAAGCUGCACUGAGAUUCCUUGGAAAUGAUCAAAGGGUUGGUAGGAAGCUAGAAGAAGCUGUAUUGAAUAAAACUGCACUGUACUCUGUAGGGAAUAUUGCUAGAAUGCUCCUCUAUGGAGUCAAUAAUUAUUAUACAUCCUUGUGAGGUCUCACAAACUUCUCCUAGUAAAAGUAUUGCAAGAAUAAAAGAAUUUUGAGUA